This is a messenger RNA of Otolemur garnettii (small-eared galago), 490 nucleotides long. It is a transcript of the gene BTF3L4, whose product is annotated as basic transcription factor 3 like 4. The transcript has 2 exons. NCBI's taxonomy places the organism in Eukaryota, Metazoa, Chordata, Mammalia, Primates, Galagidae. Bases 24 to 287 code for a protein of 87 amino acids. The record is from RefSeq and is a predicted model, not a curated record.
CUUCUGUGAUCAUACAGGUGAACAUGAUUAAAGAUGAUGGGACAGUUAUUCAUUUCAACAAUCCCAAAGUCCAAGCUUCCCUCUCUGCUAACACCUUUGCAAUUACCGGUCAUGCAGAAGCUAAACCAAUUACAGAAAUGCUUCCUGGAAUAUUAAGUCAGCUUGGUGCUGACAGCUUAACAAGCCUUAGGAAGUUAGCUGAACAGUUCCCACGGCAAGUCCUGGAUAGCAAAGCACCAAAACCAGAUGACAUUGAUGAGGAAGAUGAUGACGUUCCAGGUAAAUGACAUUUUCUUUAGUCUUUAGAUUUUUAGCAUCUCUUCUCACUCACUGCCUGGAUAACUCAGGCUUUUGUUGAUCAGGAGCUCAUGAAUUUAAAUUGAUGCACAGUGCUGUGUGGAUAGGAACUAAUGGAAAAGAACAGCCCUCCCCCUACUUAGAACUUAGAAAUUGUCAUAUAAAGCUCUGCUGCCUACAUUUGUUAAAUUAA